This is a messenger RNA of Gossypium arboreum, 762 nucleotides long. RefSeq names its product 60S ribosomal protein L24-1. The coding region runs from base 110 to 604 and encodes 164 amino acids. Lineage: Eukaryota; Viridiplantae; Streptophyta; Magnoliopsida; Malvales; Malvaceae. The transcript has 5 exons. The record is from RefSeq and is a predicted model, not a curated record. Gene Ontology annotation, molecular function: structural constituent of ribosome; mRNA binding. Gene Ontology annotation, biological process: cytoplasmic translation. Gene Ontology annotation, cellular component: cytosolic large ribosomal subunit.
AUCCGGAAGCCCACUGUAAAAUAAAUUUAAAAGGCAAAACUAGGGUUUUCUUUUUUAUCUUCCCGCAAAAACUACUUCUUCAGUUCAGAGGAGCGGCUGUCUUGCCACCAUGGUUCUCAAGACUGAACUAUGCCGCUUCAGCGGUGGCAAGAUAUACCCUGGUAAGGGUAUCAGAUUUAUUCGCUCAGAUUCUCAGGUGUUCCUCUUUGCAAACUCCAAAUGCAAGAGGUACUUCCACAACCGUCUCAAGUCAUCCAAGCUUACUUGGACUGCAAUGUACAGAAAGCAGCAUAAGAAGGAUAUUGCAGCAGAAGCAGUUAAGAAGAGGCGCCGCACCACGAAAAAGCCCUACUCAAGGUCCAUUGUUGGUGCUACACUAGAGGUGAUUCAGAAGAGAAGAAGUGAGAAACCUGAAGUCCGAGAUGCUGCGCGGGAAGCUGCUCUGCGUGAAAUUAAAGAGAGGAUUAAGAAAACUAAGGAUGAAAAGAAGGCUAAAAAGGCUGAGAUAAUAUCCAAGCAACAAAAGACUCAAAGUAAGGGUAAUGUGCCCAAGACCGCUGCAACAAAAGCCCCCAAGCUUGGCGGUGGCGGUGGGAAGCGCUGAUUGUUUGGUACUAUAAGAAGUUUUGAGCAAUUUUGUAUUGUUUGAAAUGAAAAUGGUUGCCCUGUAUUAUUUAUUUUUUGAGUCUUGUUACACCAUGUUCAAUGAUUUUGGUUUGAAAUGGAGAAAUGAAAAGGAUUGUGGAUCUUCUUGAGCUUAAA